Molecule: messenger RNA, 441 nt
Organism: Trichosporon asahii var. asahii CBS 2479
Lineage: Eukaryota; Fungi; Basidiomycota; Tremellomycetes; Trichosporonales; Trichosporonaceae
Exons: 3
Coding region: 1-441 (146 amino acids)
Source: RefSeq, a predicted model, not a curated record
AUGUCAUCAGCAGCCUACAACGCUCACCUCCGGCAACUGAGACCGGCUCUACAGGCGGCUAAGGAGGCUGUGGCCGCUAUGGACAAUGACAUUCUCGAGUACGAGCAGGUCGUCAAGGGCCUGAAGCGGCUAGAGGGCGUGUCCGGUGAAGGUGCCAGCGAACUCGGAGCAGGCAUCUGGGUCGACACUGCAGUGAAGCCAACGGACGCCAGCCCAUCAACAUCGACCGUAACCCUCGACCUCGGCCUCGACAUUCAUCUCCCGCUUUCCAACGCCGACGCACGCGAUUACGCUGCCAAGCGAGUAGAGGUGCUCAAGAAGAAGCGUGCCGUGCUCGUUGGCAGGGAAGAGCGGAUCCAGUGGGAAAUCGAGCAGUUCGAAGGAGCCGUCAAGGAAGCCAUGGCGCGCGAAUCGGGUCAACCGCAGCAGCAGACCGCCUGA